AUGGCCGACCUCCCGCCUCUAUCCACGCAGGACACGCGUGGUUCCAUUUCCUCCGUCCCAAUGCACGAAGUCGACCCCUCGCCCGUUGACGAUGACUACCCUACCAACCCUUCUGACAUCGACGCCUCAAAGCUGCCCCCUUCAUCUCACAACACAACCAACUGGUUAGGCCUGACCCCUGCUCGAACACUGCACAUCUUGUCAGUGGUGCAAAAGUACUCGGUCGUGCCCUUCUCGGCCUAUCUGACGAUGCACUACACGAACACCGCCCUCAUCCCCCUCUUCACCCGUUCGGCACGGGAGGCAGACAAAUACCUCCUCCUGACCCGUCCCUAUUAUCAAUCCUUCCCACUCGAACCCCUCCUGGUCUUCGUCCCCGUUAUCACCCACGUCGUCUCCGGAAUUGCCUUACGACUUUACCGUCGCCGUAUCACAGCAAGAAGGCAUGGGGCGGAGACACUCUCGCAGCGCAGGAAGAUGAAGAGCAAGAUUCCGUGGCCAAAGUUCUCGUUGACCAGUGGGGCUGGGUACGCCCUGUAUCCGAUGUUCGUGGCCCAUGUGUUGUCCAUGCGUAUAAUCCCGAAGAAGAUCGACGGGAGCUCCGCGUCCGUGGGACUGCGCUACUUUGCCCAUGGCAUCGCUCAAGACCCUUAUAUUGGAAUGGCAGGCUACGCGUUGUUCGUAUGUGUUGCAAGCUAUCACGUGGUGAGCGGAACGGCCAAAUUCCUGAGACUGAGUGCAGAGUAG
Molecule: messenger RNA, 747 nt
Organism: Fonsecaea erecta
Lineage: Eukaryota; Fungi; Ascomycota; Eurotiomycetes; Chaetothyriales; Herpotrichiellaceae
Exons: 2
Coding region: 1-747 (248 amino acids)
Biological process (GO): lipid homeostasis; mitochondrion organization
Cellular component (GO): mitochondrial outer membrane
Source: RefSeq, a predicted model, not a curated record